Molecule: messenger RNA, 1697 nt
Organism: Condylura cristata (star-nosed mole)
Lineage: Eukaryota; Metazoa; Chordata; Mammalia; Eulipotyphla; Talpidae
Gene: CTDNEP1
Product: CTD nuclear envelope phosphatase 1
Exons: 8
Coding region: 376-1110 (244 amino acids)
Molecular function (GO): protein serine/threonine phosphatase activity
Source: RefSeq, a predicted model, not a curated record
CCUCCCUCCCUUCUCCCUAGCCCCCUCCCCCACUACCCCCUCCCCCAAUUCUCCAUCCCCUUCCCUCCCGGUCUCGAAGGACCCCGUCCUAGCCCGACCUGUCUCAUCCCGCAACCCCCGCGAAGCGGUCUGUACCAUUCCCCGCCCAUGUGGGCCCCCUUGGGCUGCCCACGCCUGUCCCCCAGCUCCCGGUUCCGCUGGGCUUUCCCCUCGUCGGGGGUGGCUUUCUGAGCCUUCCGCUCCGAGCCCCUUUCUAUCGCUUCUCCUGCCACUCGGGGCCCCCGUACCCCCUCCCGGCGGCGGGGGGCUGCCCCCGGGGGGCUGGCGGAGCUGGGCCGCGGGGGCCCCGGGGCCGGCGGUGCCGGGGUCAUCGGGAUGAUGCGGACGCAGUGUCUGCUGGGGCUGCGCACGUUCGUGGCCUUCGCUGCCAAGCUGUGGAGCUUCUUCAUUUACCUUUUGCGGAGGCAGAUCCGCACGGUAAUUCAGUAUCAAACUGUUCGAUAUGAUAUUCUCCCCUUAUCUCCCGUGUCCCGGAAUCGGCUGGGCCAGGUGAAGAAGAAGAUCCUGGUGCUGGAUCUGGAUGAAACGCUUAUUCACUCCCAUCAUGAUGGGGUCCUGAGGCCCACAGUUCGGCCUGGAACGCCUCCUGACUUCAUUCUCAAGGUGGUAAUAGACAAACAUCCUGUCCGGUUUUUUGUACAUAAGAGGCCUCAUGUGGAUUUCUUCUUAGAAGUGGUGAGCCAGUGGUAUGAGCUAGUGGUCUUCACAGCAAGUAUGGAGAUUUAUGGCUCUGCUGUGGCAGAUAAACUGGACAAUAGCAGAAGCAUUCUCAAGAGGAGAUACUACAGACAGCACUGCACUUUGGAAUUGGGCAGCUACAUCAAGGACCUCUCUGUGGUCCACAGUGACCUCUCUAGCAUUGUGAUCCUGGAUAACUCCCCAGGGGCCUAUAGGAGCCAUCCAGACAAUGCCAUCCCCAUCAAAUCCUGGUUCAGUGACCCCAGUGAUACCGCCCUUCUUAACCUGCUCCCGAUGCUGGAUGCCCUCAGGUUCACCGCUGAUGUUCGUUCUGUGCUGAGUCGAAACCUUCACCAACAUAGGCUCUGGUGACAGCUGCUCCCCCUCCACCUGAGUUGGGGUGGGGGGGAUAGGGGGGGAAGCCCUCGGGAUGCCGUCUGAUACCCUGUCCGAUGGUGAGGACUGCCUGGGCAGGUUCUGCCCCUCCCACCCCUCUCUGACCUGGGAGCCCUGCACUCUACUUGGAGUCUGGAUGGACACAUGGGCCAGACUCUGAAGCAGCCUCACUCUAACUUCUUGUUCGAAAUCCCUGGAAACCCCAGACUGGGACAUAAGCGGAGACCUAGGAGAGCCGAAACAGUGUCUGUGAUGGAGACAGGACUGGCCAGAGUGAAAAACAGACAUUCGGUAAUCCAGGAGACUCAAAGUGAAGCCAAGCCAGCUUUGUUGUGAUUUGAUUUUUUAAAAACUCUUGUAAAAAACUGAUCUAAUUCUUCACUCCAAGGGCUGGGCUGUGGGUGGGAAAAUGGGAUUUUGGGCCACUGGAUUUCCCUAAACUUUACUUUUCCCACUUUCCCUUUCUUCCUAGAUUCCCUCAGACCUGUAACCAGCUUUCUUUUUUCUUUCCUCUUUUAAACCAUGCAUUAUAACUUUGAAACCAAAGCUGCCCUAGGUCCUUC